CAACUCCCCCAGACGCUCUAUAUUACUCCACAAACCUAUCCCCGUCUUCUUAAUAGAAGGAUUCAGGGGUGCCUUGAUUUGUCGCUGCAAUUCGGUUCGCUAGGGAUUGUUGAUCGGAGGAUGUCGAUGGCGGCGGUGGGUCGGAGUAGGGCGACGGAGCGGAUCAAGGGGCCGUGGAGCCCGGGGGAGGAUGAGACGCUGCGGCGGCUGGUGGAGCAGCACGGGCCGAGGAACUGGAGUUUGAUCAGCCGGUCUAUUCCCGGGCGGUCCGGCAAGUCGUGCCGCUUGCGGUGGUGUAACCAGCUGUCGCCGCAGGUGGAGCACCGGCCCUUCACGGAGGAGGAAGACGAGACGAUCGUCCGCGCCCACCGCCGGUUUGGGAAUAAGUGGGCUACGAUCGCCCGACUCUUGUCCGGCCGCACCGACAACGCCAUAAAGAACCACUGGAAUUCCACCCUCAAGCGAAAGUCCUCCUGGCUGACCGACGCGGCGGCGCCUUCGGGCGGAGAGGAGGAGUUUCCGACCCCGCCGCUGAAGAGGGCGCGCAGCGUCGGGCCGGCGCUCGCGUCCGCGGAACUUUGUCUGAACCCCGACAGCUCUUCCAGGUCCGAUUCGAGCGACUCCAGCCAACGAACGCAGGCAGAAGCAGCGUCGCAGCUUCCGGUUGCCAGAACCGGAGCCGUCGCGCCGCCGCCUUCCUAUUACUCUCCCCCUUUUCAAGAGCAGCAGUGCGACUUCACGGCGGAGGCUCCGGCUUCGGCUUCUCAGCCUCCCGCCGACGAACACGAUCCCCUGACGUCUCUGACGCUGGCUCUGCCCGGGUCAGAUCGAGUGGCGGACAUGCCCGACCAGAAAAAGAGCAGCAGAGAUGACUCCUGCAGUGAUGCGCCGAGGCAACUCGAAGAGACGACGCCGCUGCUGCCGGCGGAAGGCGGCGAUCCGCCUUUCCAAUUUAGCCAGGAGUUCUUGGCGGCGAUGCAAGAGAUGAUCCGCAACGAAGUGAGGAGCUACAUGUCGAGGCUACCGCUUCUGGAGGCUUCCAUCCGCGACUCGGCCCACAAGAGCAUCGGGCUGAUCAAGAUCGACUCGGAUUAAACACUUUUUCUAAAGGUGAGAAAAAUGCUGAGAUUCUAGAGCCAUCUACUUCAAAUUCACUACUUUUGUUGAAGAUCCGUGCUUUUUUACUAGCUUCUCUGCUUCGAACUAGAGAUUUACCACAAUGCAUCUCUUGCUAAGAAAUGCUUAAAUUGUUUAAACAUCAAUAUAGAGUUUAUCAA
Zingiber officinale is the source of this 1277-nucleotide messenger RNA. Its product is annotated as transcription factor MYB44-like. The record is from RefSeq and is a predicted model, not a curated record. Bases 121 to 1095 code for a protein of 324 amino acids. Lineage: Eukaryota; Viridiplantae; Streptophyta; Magnoliopsida; Zingiberales; Zingiberaceae. The transcript has a single exon. Gene Ontology annotation, cellular component: nucleus. Gene Ontology annotation, molecular function: RNA polymerase II cis-regulatory region sequence-specific DNA binding; DNA-binding transcription factor activity, RNA polymerase II-specific. Gene Ontology annotation, biological process: regulation of DNA-templated transcription.